This is a messenger RNA of Eucalyptus grandis, 3136 nucleotides long. Its product is annotated as disease resistance protein RPV1-like. The record is from RefSeq and is a predicted model, not a curated record. Bases 62 to 3136 code for a protein of 1024 amino acids. Gene Ontology annotation, biological process: signal transduction; defense response. Lineage: Eukaryota; Viridiplantae; Streptophyta; Magnoliopsida; Myrtales; Myrtaceae. Gene Ontology annotation, molecular function: ADP binding. The transcript is spliced from 6 exons.
CAAGGGCAAAGACCUCUCUUGUUCACACACGAGGGAGAGAGCUACUAAGGCUAAAGUUAAUAUGGAGAGCUCAGAGGCAGGAACAUCAUCAGGAAGCGAGUAUCAAGUGUUCCUAAGCUUCAGAGGGCCCGACACUCGUAGUGAUUUUACCGAUUGCCUCUACCAUAGCUUGACCGAUGUUGGCAUCUGCGUCUUUCGAGACGAUGAAGAGCUCCGUGUUGGUGAAAGAAUUGAUGGAGCUCUCCAGAGAGCAAUUGACAACUCUAUGAUCUACAUCCCCGUCUUCUCUCCAACCUAUGCUUCAAGCAAAUGGUGUCUCCGCGAGCUCACGCAGAUUAUGGGGAGCACCUCCAAGACAAACGAGAAUAAAGAGAUCCUACCUAUUUUCUUCAAUGUGGAACCUAAAGAUCUUAAGAUGGAAGACGGGUUGUAUCACAAAGCCAUUCUCAUUUUGCAGGACAAGAAUAACUUGAGCAUCGAAGAAGUAAAUUCCUGGAGAAAGGCUUUGACGGAGGUUGAUGAAAUAAAGGGAUGGAAAGUCAAGAUAGGCGAUAGCCAAGGCGAACUAAUCAAGUUGGUCACUGUGGAGGUUUUGAAGAGGCUGAAGAUAAAGGAAAAGCCCGUGACUGAAUGUUUAAUUGGAAUUGAUGAUCAAGUGGUAGCAGUAAAAAAACUACUAGACAUAGACUCUGGAGGUGUGCGUCUCAUUCAAAUUCAUGGCAUGGGGGGUAUCGGUAAAACGACUCUCGCCAAAGUCGUGUUCAAUCAACUUCAUACCCACUUUGGAAAGUGUUGCUGCUUUCUUGAAGAUGUUCGAGAAAAGUCAUCAAGAACGAUGGCUUGGAUUGAAGGAACACUUUGCAAGAAGAAGGUCUUCAUUGUACUGGAUGAUGUUGAUAGAUGUGAACAAGUGGAGAAACUAGUUGGAAAAGGUGCUUUGUGUUCAGGGUCUAGAGUACUGAUUACUACUAGAAACAUUGAUGUUUUGCCAAUCCCUGAACAAAAAUAUGAAAUGAAGUUGAUGAAUAGUAAUCAUGCGCUUGAACUCUUCAGCAAACAUGCAUUUAACAAGGACUCUCCUUUAGAUGAUCGCUAUGAUAUUGCAAACGAAAUUGUAAAUGCCACCGGAAGACUUCCUUUGACUAUUGAAGUAAUUGGUUCAUUUCUGUACAAUAAAACACAAGAACUAUGGAACGAAACAUUGGAGAAGUUAGGGAAAGCACCUUGGGAGGGUGUGUCCAAAAAGUUGAGGAUUAGCUAUGAUGCAUUGACUUUAUAUCAACAACAAAUUUUUCUAGAUAUUGCAUGCUUUUUCAUUGGUAAGGAAAAGGCAAAUGCAAUUCAUAUGUGGGAAGAUUUUGACUUCUCCCCAAGUAGGGAAAUUGAGGUCCUUAGAAGCAUGUCCUUGAUAAAGAUUGUAAAGGACAAUGAAUUUUGGAUGCACGAUCAACUCAGAGAUCUUGGAAGGGAAAUUGUUCGUCAAGAAAAUCUGAUGAAUCUUGAAGAGCGUAGUAGGUUAUGGAGUAAGGAGGAAGUCCUCGAUGCAAUAAGGACAAAGAAGAUGAAGAAGGUUCAAGCAAUGAAACUAGAAUUGUUUCCUACGGAAGUAUCUAUCAAAAGUGAAGAGAUUAGAAGAUGGAUUUAUUGGAAUGCUUCUGGUUUAAAGUGUAAGCUAACCAAUAUGUGCUUAAAGAAUGUGGUUGUCAUUGAAUUUUAUUUCAUUGACGGUAUAGACGAUCUGAAGUUAUGGAGAUUAAUACAGGAGGCAAGAAAAUUGAAAGUUCUUACUCUUUGUGAGUGCAAUCGCAUAACCAGAACACCAGACUUAUCAGGAUGCUCAACUUUAAAGAAGCUAACUUUUAUGACUUGCCGUGGUUUAAGGAAGAUUGACAGCUCUAUUGGGAAGUUAAAGUGUCUGAUAAAGUUAAAGUUUGGUGAAUGCUAUCAGCUUGAAGGUUUGCCUGAAGAAAUCGGGGACUUACAAAAUCUAGAGCACUUCUCUUUAAAGAAUUGUUAUGGAAUAAAGGGACUACCAGAUUCCAUAUAUAAGUGGAAAUCACUACGGGAGUUGCAUCUUUCAAUUCAAGGUCCAGUGGAGUUAUCGGCUGCUAUUAGGAAGCUUGGGAAUCUGGAAGUGCUUUGGAUUGUAGCUGAUUUGAAAGGUCAACUUCCUUCUGAAAUUGGCUUGCUUCCACAGCUGCAACGACUGGUGUUAAGAGGGUGUAAUGAAAUCCGAGAGUUGCCGGCACUCCCAAUAAGUCUAACCCAUCUGGCAGUAUCAUCUACAUCAUUGCGGGUUAUUUCGGGCCUCUCAAACUUGACUAAUUUGGUUGAGUUGGACCUAAGCAUCGAAUUUGACAUUGAUGAACAAGGUAAAAUUCAUACCAGUGACUUAAGGUGGAUCGGGAGGUUAUCCAAACUGGAAGAGUUGCGUUUGCAUCUCCUCCACGUCCCUGCUCCCGCUGAGUUGGCUUCCCUUUCUUGGCAUGACCAACUCAAAUUGUCUGGAUUGAACCUGCAACCCUUCACACAACUUCCCUCUUCUCUAUCAGAUCUAACCCUUGAGAGUUUCAAAUCAAUCGCCUUACUCUCUUCCAACCUGAAGAGUUUGUCAAAUUUACAGCUUAUUCGCUCUCAAAUGCAAGAGAUUAAACUUGAUGGGCUUCAGCUUCCAAAUUUAACGGUGCUUUGUCUUGAUUAUUGUGGACCCCUUGAGAGAUUCAUGCUGUCCAGCAUGACGAAGCUAAAAGAGGUCUCCGUGGAAGAUUGCCCAAAACUAAAUGAGAUACACAUCGCUGGGGUGUUGCAGUCGUUGGAGAAAUUGCAUAUCAAUGGGUGCGAGUCCUUCACAAGGUUAGUGUACGUCGACAUACAAUGGGAAUCUUCUCAUGAAUCUUCACUAAUCCUUGCAUCGGGAGUCUUCAAUGAGUUGCAGAGUCUCUUGCUACAGGAUUGCCCUAAAAUACUCGGUAUUCAAGUUGUUGGUGCAUUGGAAUCAUUAAAAAAGUUGGUACUUUUUUCUUGUCAGCAUUUGCAAAGUCUUAGUUUGUCAAACUUAAAGAACCUCAAGUCUUUGUGCAUAAUUCUCUGCCAUGAGCUACGGAUUGUCGAGGGCCUCGACAAGUUGGAGUUUUGA